CCCGCCGUGACGACACGCGACUGAAUCGCACGACAAACACGACAAAUCGACCGGCGACUUGUCGAGUGAAGUGUUAAACAUGCAAGUGUUUGCGCCUUUGAUCUUCGCGUGGCUGAUAGCUGGGGUUCGUGCCGUCAUAAGAACCCCAUUAGAAGCUUUUAGACCUUCAGGAGAGAUACAUUUAAGGAGACCGGACAAACUGCCUUUCCUUCCACACAGGCGGACCACGCUCCCUCCUAAGAGUGGUCUCAAGAUUUUAUAUCAGGCUGGGAUGUCAGAGGAAGACCUUCCUGACUGCAGAGCUCGACAGGUGUGCAGUAAAGUAGAUUUAUACGAUACUACACAGCCGUGGAUAGAGAGGAAAUGUCGCUGUUUGGGUCACAGGCCGUGUUCUAGUGAUUUAUCUGCUGGUGAUGACCACACCUUGUCAGACAAGACAACAUUAUACAAGACAUGUGAACCAGUAAGGCGGUUACCAAAAUGUCGCUACUUCAAGGAUGCUGCUUGGACCAUCUUUUCAUUUCCAGACAGUAAUGCCACUCAGCAAAUUGUUAACUGUCACUGUCCUAAGAAUUCCAUUACUUAUUUACUGAAGAAGCUACCGUACACGACACCUAGCGGAGAACAAGGGAAUCAAUACCAGUUCGCGUGUUCACCGCAAAUCAGAUUACGUUGUUCGAGAAAAGAACCUUGUAAACUGUUCAGUGCGAGGCGACGACAUGAGCAAAUUGAUGAAGUUAACGCCAACACUAUAUGCCAAUGUCCCAGGGAUCACACGUGUCCAAGACAUCACACAGAAACUGGUGUAUUGCCAGGAAUCACGUACGCGGCUGAAGACAUCCGCACAUACCAUGGUUAUUGCUUACCCGAACCAAUACCAGAAGUAUACAGGUUCGUAGGAGACAAGGAUUGAAUUGACCUUAUAAAUUGGAGUUAGACAAAUGAACAAAGAGCAUGCAAUAAGGGCAAAACGUAGAAUUUAGAAUCAAGUAGGUCAUUUUAAUGCAUGAACAAAAUUCAAGUAUAUAAAUUAUCUUAUAAUAUUUAUGGAAUGCCCUAUACAAUUUUACCAGCAUGACAAUUUUAUGAUUACAAGACUACUUCACUAUUGAGUUCAAGUCUCCCUUCAUAAUGGAUAGAUUUAGUGUAGUCAACAUGAUUUGGUUCAGGGUCUUUAUUAAGUAUUUCUUUUCUUGCACCUCUGUAUUUGUGCUUCUUUCAGACGCCUAUUACGACAUAUUGGGGAUGAAAGUAGUAGAGAAACAACGACAAUAUGCUAGUUUGGUCUAACUCCACUUUUAUAAAAUUUAUAACAGAAUUAACGCUAUUCCUGUAAGUAGUCUGUUACCUUAGUUUUUUUUCUUAUAAAUAUAUCCACAACUCGCGCAAACAAAAUAACCACUAAAAGUAUUCGAAAAAAUAAAAAGACUGCAAACUUUAGAUUUUCGAGAUUCAAGUAUAAGAUUCGAGUAUUAGUGUACAAAUAAUUAAAUUAUAUAUUUUAAAUAUUUCUGUGAAUUGCGUUAAUUCAGUUAUACGGUAUAUAGCAUCUAAGAAACCGGUUUAUUGUGACCAUGUACUUAAAUUGUACGUUGAACCCUAAAGCGUGUAUUUGAUUUUGCCGCUGAAAAUUUUCGUUUGCUCAUUACCUGUUUAGUACAAAAACGAUUCAGUUGAUUAAUUUUUGGUGUAUGUUGGUAUGAUACUCAGAUGAACAAAAGUAUUUUAAGUAUUUUUUUUAUAAUUACUAACAUUCCUAGGUGCCAUAAUUCAUGCGGUAAAUCGCGAACGUUUUAAACUUACACUUCCAUGAACUUUUUUUAUGUACCUCGAUAUUUAUUAUGUAUCUCUCGAUUUGUAUCAAUUUAUAUAUACAUACAUAUGUCUAAAACAAGAAA
This is a messenger RNA of Achroia grisella, 1898 nucleotides long. RefSeq names its product protein giant-lens (gene aos). NCBI's taxonomy places the organism in Eukaryota, Metazoa, Arthropoda, Insecta, Lepidoptera, Pyralidae. The transcript is spliced from 4 exons. The record is from RefSeq and is a predicted model, not a curated record. The coding region runs from base 80 to 913 and encodes 277 amino acids.